Molecule: messenger RNA, 1823 nt
Organism: Morone saxatilis (striped sea-bass)
Lineage: Eukaryota; Metazoa; Chordata; Actinopteri; Moronidae
Product: DNA damage-inducible transcript 4-like protein
Exons: 3
Coding region: 222-803 (193 amino acids)
Biological process (GO): negative regulation of signal transduction
Cellular component (GO): cytoplasm
Source: RefSeq, a predicted model, not a curated record
GUAUAAAUGAUCCUCAGAAGUUUUUGCCUGCUACAGUGUGUGUGUGUGUCUGUGUGUGUGUCAGUGUGGGAGGAAAAGAAAAAAAAAAACGGCGUGCGAGUGUGAAUUUAUUUAUGAGAAACCGUUUAAAACUGAAUUAUUUUGCACUAAAUAAUAUUUAAGGCAGCUUUGCUAUAACUACAGGAAAACAGCCCACUCCUGGAGAACCCAACACUGUCACCAUGGUUGCUACCAGCACAUUAAAGACCAAAAGCAGCGAAUGUAUCUCAGAAUUGGUUGACCGGAGAUACGACCAGGCGUGCAUUGAGAAAGAACUGGAUUUCUGGGAUCACUGUUUAGCUGAGCCCCAGAGGAAUGCAGAUGUCACUGAGGACAGAACUUGUCAACAGCUGGCCAAGAUGUUCGAAAACUGCCUGUCACGAGCCAAGAAGACGACGCUGCACUGCUCCUCUGUGCUGGUACCAGAGAACCUCACGCGGAGAAUAGCUCGAGAAGUCCUGCGGCUGGCAUCUUGCGAGCCCUGCGGCCUGCGUGGCUGUGUCCUCUACGUCCACCUGGAGCUGGACAAGGGCUGCAAGCGGCUGGAGCGCAUCGUGUACGAUGCCACUGUGGUGCCCACAUUUGAGCUGACUCUUGUGUUCAAACAGGAUGGCACCGCCUGGCCCAGCCUAAGGGACUUCCUUUUUAUGGGAACCUGCUUUGCCCCGACUUUUAGGCACGUACUUAAACUAAGCCCCGGUUUCCGGCUUGUAAAGAAAAAACUGUACUCCUCCUCGGCUGGUACCGUGGUAGAGGAGUGCUGAACUAUGGGAGGGACUAAAAGUGGGAUAUCGGGUUUCCUGUGGGUAAAUGCACUUCUGCCCAAAUGUAAAUGAUACUCCAGCGGUGUCAUAUUUUCUACAGUGUUUUUGUACAAUAUAGUUUGUCCGUUCAACUAUUAGUAGCCAGUCGGUUCAGCUUAGAGCAAGGGAUAUAAAGUUAAAAGCUUAUGCAUAAUUGAGCCUGAUAGUUCUGGGUUUGGCUUCAGUGUUUCUAAAAGUACUGUUUGUUUUCUUUUUAUCAGCAAAAUUGUAAUAUUCUGGGUGUUUGGGUUUUUUGUUUAGUUUUUUUCUAAUCAGAGCAUUUGUUGCUCAAACACAACUUUAAAUUGUACAUUUUGCCGAUGAAUGUAAAAACCAUGUUCACAUCAACAUGUUGGAGAGGGACAUACUGUGGGUACACUUUUGUUAAAGACACUAGCCACUUUGUUGAUGCAUCUGCCUGUUUCCAGAUCCAAUGAAUGUGUUCAGCAGCAGUAAACACACCUAGGCUUGAAUAGGAGACUUAAACUUAGUCUUUUGGGGCCAUAUGUAGCUAGUUGUGUAAUGCUGUAUUUAGGGCUGUGGAUGUUUUUAAGACUGAAUGUCCUGUGAAGAUGCUGCUGUCGUGGUGUGGGCUUCUCGCACUAGGGCAAUGUUGAUGCCUUAAAUGUCAUAGAAAUGCAAUUUCUUUUUUUUCUUUUUCACUUUGAUCACAGCUAUGUGUAUGUGUAGUGUAAGUGUUUUAUUACAUUUUUGUUUUUAUACCCUCUCCCAUACAGACACGCCUUUUCAAUGCAGAGCCUUUAUAGAUCAUUAAAAGGAUGGUUCACCCAAACAGUAUUUGUUUUUACAUAAUUUGUUAACCGGGACGUGUAAAGAAAUUACUGGAGGUCCAGCUAGUAAUUGGUGAAUGAAUUCCCUUCAGUUUUUAUUUGUAUUUUUUUUAUUUUUUAAUGCCAUUUCAAACUUCCUGCUAAAGGAAACCAGAUCUUGUCUAUUAGACAAUAAAACAUUUAAACCCUA